AUGAAUACAACGUUCUUUCCGAAUCGGCUGCGGGUUUUAUUUCCCAACGACUUCCCGUACGCCGACUCUAAGUGCAUAAAUUCCAUUGGCAGAGUGCGCUAUGGAUGUGCGUAUCCCGGCUUGAUGGUGGAUGUAGGUUAUACAGUAUGCGUCAUAAUUAUAACCGCACUUUAAAAAUGAGUGUACCUUUUGUGAUUGUUAAUAGAAAUGUGUCAUAUUUGGCGCCAAUGUGCAUCAGUGUACUAGAAAUGAUGUCCCAAAAAAUUAUUUUGAAGAGUUUCCGUAUUUUAGAGAAAAUCUGCAAAAACCAAAAUUAUGAUACUUUUCGGUGUCGCAAAAUUAUAACCGCACUUGCGAAUUUGGGGUAUUACCCUAAUAAAACACGGGAUAUCAAUAACUGAUGUUUAGUUACGCUCCCUGAGGCCUCAAUAACGCCCAUCACACGACCCGAAACCCUCUGGGCAAAUUUUUUUGGCGCAUCCUGACCCAUCUUGUCCCUGAACCGGAAAACGGCAGAUUUUCGCUUAGUUACGGUAGAACACCGCUUUUUGUAGCGAUGUAAUCAACGGGCGAGGGGGCCCCACAAGUUUCAUAUCGGGAGCGAGUCUAUGGUGGCAAACGCCUUGCUGUCAAAGGAACUGGUAUGUCGACCUGCUAUGGUGGACGUGGGCAUUAUCCAACAAAAGUAUAGCCAGGUUGCCGGUACGGUACCAGAUGUUCGCCUAAGACUUCGUAGUACUCGAAGCUAUUCAUUUGAGUUGCUGUGGCCGCGGACGGAAGGCCUCCGGCUUUUUUGAAGGCGCCCCAAGUCAUCAACGGGCGGCCUCUAUAAUUACGACACGAGAAGCGACGCGAUACGUUUUUAAUGUCAUGCCAUUGGUAUGUAAAACCGUCAGGGCAUCGUGUGACUACGCAAUCCACAAGGAAUAUGGUAUUGCAACGGUCUAACGUCGGUUUCAGCGACCUUCCACUAAUCAACCUCUGUUGUGAAUGUCUCCUUGGCAAAUUUCGGCUGUGGAUUGCCGUAAACCGGGGUCAGCUGGGGUCACAGCUUCACAUAAUACCUUAUGAUGACGUCGCGGUGUUUUCCGACCCUCAGCACGGUGCGUCCGCUACUAAUGAAGCUCAGUUCUUGACUUAAGUGAACCCCAGAGAUGGCGGAGUUAGAAGUCCGGCGGAUUAUUUCUCUUCAACCAGAAGCAGUGGUAAACUUUUGUCUGCCAUAACAUUUAGAUUUGUUAAAGGCUUCCGAGACGACCAGAAAAUUCCUCACAACUUGAGCCCAGCGGUCUAACUGAGCGAAAAUCUGCCGUUUUCCGAUUCAGGGACAAGAUGGGUCAGUAUGCGCCAAAAAAGUUUGCCCAGAGGGUUUCGGGUCGUGUGAUGGGCGUUAUUGAGGCCUCAGGGAGCGUAACUAAACAUCAGUUAUUGAUAUCCUGCGUUUUUAUUAGGGUAAUACCCCAAAUUCGCAAGUGCGGUUAUAAUUUUGCGACACCGAAAAGUAUCAUAAUUUUGGUUUUUGCAGCUUUUCUCUAAAAUACGGAAACUUUUCAAAAUAAUUUUUUGGGACAUCAUUUCUAGUACACUGAUGCACAUUGGUGCCAAAUAUGACACAUUUCUAUUAACAAUCACAAAAGGUACACUCAUUUUUAAAGUGCGGUUAUAAUUAUGACGCAUACUGUAGUGACCGCUGAGAAAUACGACAUUCUUCAGAUCUUAAAUUUCAUCGCCAAGGAAUUGGGGUAUGUUCUACACGCGAGAGUUGACCACGACCUAUACUGGAAAGGUAAUAUGACAGAGUUGCUAGAACUGGAUGAUAUAGAUACGAUAGGCGUGCCGCUGCAGAAAACGCGGGAACUGAUGCAAUAUGGAGAGUUUACAAAGUCGCUGUAUACGGUAGGCCAGACAUUGGGCUGCAAACUCUACAUAAAAAUAAUAAUAUUUUUAAAUGGAGCAGUUGCAGGCCGACGGACGAAUUAUGAUUUACACUGCGGCUGACAUGGACGAUGGUUGGUGGAAUGUGUUCAAAGUCUAUGAUAGUGCAACAUGGAUUAUGAUGCUGAUAAUGAUCAUCGUCGAGUGUGCCUUUCUCUGUGCCGUGAAUCACUUGGAAAUGCGGGUGCGCGCAAAGAAACGGGUGAACCACGUCGACGUAAGGUUGACUCCACAAUAUCUAUCGUCUUCUUAAUGCCUUACCAUAAUACCUUAACAUUUUCAUCCUCAGGUUGUUUGGAGCAUCGUAGAAGUCCAAUUUUUCCAAUCUGCCUCAAACAAUCUUCGUUUCACCUCAGGCAAGCUGUCGUUGUGGUGCUUUGCUCUUCUGCAAACAAAGCUGAUGCUGGGUGUACUGACCUCUUGGUUCUUGUCCUCAUUAUUGACCGAGCCGAACUUUUCCAGCUUAUUAGACGAAGAUUAUGUCUUUAAUCAGAUCGCAAGUGGCAGUCGGAAGUUGAUAUCGCAAGGGUCGACCUCGUGGUUUUACACGGAAACGGGAGCCACGUACGCCCGAUUGACAAAGGUGCUGAAUGGGAGCUUUGCGGAGAUCGUGCAACCUGAAGGUAGGACACUCGCCAUCAGUGAAUUCGGUGGGGAAAGUCUCAGAAGAGCCGCGUAGAUAUUCCUCAAGCUUUAAAUGUAGCCUGUACACGUGCAUUAGGCAGAUCCGCUAUUUUGAACGACCGACAUUUUUGGUCAUAUUCCUUGCAACUUGAGCGUUUCCCCGUUUGUAAAAAUUCAACCAUGCCGCCAAUUUAGAGAUCGUUUCUCGAAUGCGCAAAGAAGGCGCUCUGCUGUUUACCGAGCUCGACACUGGAAGCUAUGUGGAGGCCAGCCGAUACUGUGAUAUAGAAUCAACCAGGGUCGUCUUCCCGCAAAUUGGGUCCAAGAUUAUGCUACCCAGGAAUAGCUCGCUGCUUCCGAGAUUCAACGACAUAAUCGAGCACAAUCAGAAACGGUUUCAGAGUAUCUACAGGAAGUACACGGAGUUAAAGGAGGAUUCAAUUUGUCAUCGUUUCAAAUUAGGGGAUGACUUGAGUGAGUAAUACAAAAUUAACAUUCAUUAAAAACAAAUUUCAUCUCUUUUCAGCGGUCACAACUUUCACUGGCUUGUUCGUUAUAUGUGGGGUUCUUUUGGGCCUUUCGGUUUGUAUCUGCAUUGUUGAGAUGAUUGUGAAUAAACAUGUUCUGAAAUAG
Messenger RNA from Bursaphelenchus xylophilus (pine wood nematode), 3192 nucleotides. NCBI's taxonomy places the organism in Eukaryota, Metazoa, Nematoda, Chromadorea, Rhabditida, Aphelenchoididae. The record is from the annotation of a GenBank genome assembly.